AUGAGUCUGGCGUUUGGCUUGUUUUGGCGCAACGAUGUGCCAGCUGGCAAGCUGAACAUGGGACUUGGGUUCUAUGGCCGAGCCUUCCAGCUAGCCGAUCCGGCUUGCAACAAACCCGGCUGCGUCUUCAAUGGAGGCGCAACGAAAGGGGCCUACAGCGGCGACUCUGGCAUCCUCAGCUAUCGUGAGAUCAUGGAAAUCAUCAGAACCAAGAAACUUAAGCCCGUCCACGACAAGGAGGCGGGCGUCAAGUACAUCACCUGGAACACUGACCAGUGGGUGUCUUAUGAUGACAAGGAGACGUUCAAACAGAAAAAGGACCUGGCAAAGGAGCUCGGUCUCGGUGGUUUCCUGAUAUGGGCCAUUGACCAGGACGAUGACCAGCUGUCGGCGCUGUCGGCCGUGCUGGACCCCAAGCCGCUGGGCGACUUCCGGUCAGACAAGGCGGACGAGAACUAG
Colletotrichum higginsianum IMI 349063 is the source of this 459-nucleotide messenger RNA. RefSeq names its product Glycosyl hydrolases family 18 protein. Bases 1 to 459 code for a protein of 152 amino acids. The transcript has a single exon. NCBI's taxonomy places the organism in Eukaryota, Fungi, Ascomycota, Sordariomycetes, Glomerellales, Glomerellaceae. Gene Ontology annotation, biological process: carbohydrate metabolic process. The record is from RefSeq and is a predicted model, not a curated record.